GUGGAGCAGUCCGGGGCGGGGGUGAGGGAUAGUGGGCGCGCCCGCUGCGACGUUGCGGAGGCUUCAAGAUGGCGGAAGCCCUGACAACUCAGGAGCAGCUGGCUGUUGAAGAGUUCCUGAGUGAAGUGCGCAGCAGGGAGCAGCCACACAGUGCUGGGCUGGUCUCCCAACCUACAGCUGUUAAGUUUCUUAUGGCACGCAAGUUUGAUGUGUCCAGAGCCAUUGAUCUCUUUCAAGCAUACAAGAACACAAGACUUAAAGAGGGAAUCAUUAAUAUCAACCCUGACGAGGAGCCCCUUCGCUCUGAGCUGCUCAGUGGAAAAUUUACAGUGCUGCCUGGCCGUGAUGCAAAAGGAGCUGCUCUAGCACUAUUCACAGCUCGUCUACACAGGCCGGAUGCCUCCACGCACAAGGCUGUCCUGCAGGCCAUCAUCUAUCAGCUUGACAAAGCCAUAGAAAGCAUCCAAACACAAAGAGAUGGACUAAUUUUUAUCUACGACAUGACUAACUCAAGCUACGGAAAUUUUGACUAUGAGCUCUGUGUCAAGAUCCUCAAUUUGCUCAAGGGGGCAUUCCCAGCUCGGUUGAAAUGUGUCUUCAUUGUCUCAUCACCACUGUGGUUUCGGGCCCCUUUUGCAGUUCUCCGACUAUUUGUACGUGAGAAAUUAAGAGAAAGGGUGUGCACGGUGAGGGCGCAUGAGUUGGCCAACCAUAUCCCCAUUUCCUCCCUCCCUGAACACCUGGGGGGAACAUCCCAGUAUAGCCAUGUGGCAUGGAUCCAGUCUUGUGUCAAUACGCAAACAAAUGCCAUUGAGGGUGAAACGCAGAGGCAUGACACUCAUGACUGUGUAGGAAGUCUUCUGCGGUCCUAUAGUUUGGAGUGCAGCAAGUCAAGCGCUGGCGCUGACCACACUCACAUUAAUACACAGUUAGGUUCUGAGCAAGUUGCAGCUAACUCUAACUGCUUUGAUGAUAGUAAUGCAAAUCCACACAACCACUAUGACAAUGUGGAGGGCAGGACUCGAGACCCAGACCUUAACCAACAGGCUCCACAUUCUGCUGCCAACAGACCACUGGGAAAUCACCAACACUGGAAUGGCUCAGCUGUAACCAGUCGCUCCAGUCUCAAUGCUAAUGUCAAUGGCCGUGGGCAUCAGGCUCCUCCACAAUCAGACACACCCCCUGACACACCGCUCUCUCUAAAGGACAACGUGGAUGUGUCGGAUGGUAAGGACACAGACAAUGCCAAAAGAUCGGAGGAGCUUCAGACUAAUGAUAGUGAGGAUCUGGAUGAGGAAGGUGUUCCUCCGCUGCCCCAGAAGUCUUUGCCUCGUCCUCCACAUCAGGCCUCUUCUCAGUCACCGCACCUCUCCUGGUCAGACGAUGACGAGCGCUGCAUAGAGGAGUCGGUUCACAUGCCAGAACAAGGUGGCAUGACGCUGCAUGACCUGGUGGAGCAUGUCAAAAGGAAAAAGAAGAAGGGGAUCUACCAGGAGUAUGAGGAAAUUCGCAAGGAACCUCCAACAGGAACCUUUGAUUAUUCAAAGAAACUGGCCAAUCAAAUAAAAAAUCGGUACAGCGACGUGCUGUGCCUGGACCACUCUCGUGUGCGACUUUCUCAGCUCUGUGAUGCUGAUGAUGAGACAUCAGACUACAUUAAUGCUAGCUUCAUGGAUGGUUACAAAAGAAGAAAUGCCUAUAUUGCUACUCAGGGUCCUUUGCCUAAAACAUUUGUUGACUUCUGGCGCAUGGUGUGGGAACAGAUGGUACUAAUUAUUGUUAUGACCACAAGGGUGGUAGAGCGUGGCCGUGUCAAGUGUGGUCAGUACUGGCCUCUAGAAGAGGGUAGGACUGAGCAGCAUGGGUGCUUUUUGAUCAGAAACACUCACAUCCAAGUGUUUCAAGACUUCAAACUCUCCCAUUUAGAGUUGUACAACACACAGUCUGGUGAAAGGCGAGAGGUGUGUCACUACCUGUAUGUCAGCUGGCCAGACUUUGGAGUGCCCAAAAGUGCUACAGCCAUGUUGGAUUUCCGUGAACAUGUAAUUCAGAGGCAGAAAACAGCUGUACAAAACUUGGGCACUAGUUGGAACGGCCGUCCAGAGGGCCCUCCAGUGGUUGUCCAUUGUAGUGCUGGCAUUGGUCGCACAGGUACAUUCUGCACUCUGGACAUCUGUCUUUCACGUCUAGAGGACAUAGGCACUGUAGAUGUGUGUCAAACUGUGCGCCGAAUGCGCACUCAGAGGGCUUUUAGUAUUCAGACCUGGGACCAGUACUAUUUCUGCUAUACAGCAGUCAUAGAGUAUGCCCAGCGCCAUGGCAAACUGAGCCCAGUGCAGUGGUCUGACUCAGACAUAGAAACUGACAGUGAGUGACACACUCAUGGGUUCAUAGGACGACAUUUUGGAUUGCAAGCCUGAGCUGAAUUCUGUGAGGAUGGAUUCACAGAUGUGCUACAUUUUUUAAUGACUUACCGGAUGAACGUUUUUGACUGGGGUCAUAUCUAAAACAAAAACCUCUACCAAAACAUGAAUGGAUAGAGCACAAGAGGAGAAAAGACUGCAUUGUCGCUGAUUAAGCAAACUGUGCUGCCAAUGUCCAAGCCUCUUUAUAUUUGCAAACUAAAGGAGACAUGGCUUGCCCUGAACCGGUCUUGUUCACAGGAGAAUGAAUUGUAGCAUUUUUAUAUGAUUUGCACAUGAGAAAAUACGAGCUCUACCAGUUAAUAACCUCAAAAAAUGGUCCUUGGUUUUUGUUUUUUUUUGUUUUUGUUUUGUAAUUUUUGUAUCCUACCCCUAAUAUGUAUGUGAUUGGAACACAGAGAAUGUGAGAAAUGAGUGUGAGUGAAAUGUAUUUUUAUUUUAGUGGUGGUAUGUGUGUCGAAUGUGCGUGUUUUUAAUGGUGUGUUUCAUAUCUUUACAUAUAGACCAAGGCCCCAUCCGAAUUGGAUAAAUGCGCCUAGAAAGCUCCUUUCAUGAUCAUUGACCCGGACAUGCACCGUCGUCAGCCUUGACAAGGACCAUCUGAAUUGAUAAGUGAAGUUAGGAAGGAGUAAGGCAAGGAGCAAUUAUGCUUCCUUUCAUAGCUCCUUUAGCAUAGGAACCUCAGGAGGUUUCUAACCAGCAGUAAGGGAGCUAAGAGGCAUCCCACAAUUCAUUGCACAGAUCAAACCAAAAGAUUUCAAAUACUAAUUUGAAAGUUAUAUACUGCAGCAGAUUAUUAAAAUAUUUUGUAUUAAUAAGCUCAACCCUACAACAUAUUAAGCAUAAAAGCUAUUGAAAUACAUCAGCGUUAAUGUGGUUAAUGCAGCUGUGUGCAUUUUUUUACGUUUUACAGAAACUAAACUUAAAACCACAUGGCUACUUUGCAUAAACUAAGCUGAAAACACAGCUCCCUCCUUGUGCCACUGAUACCAGCUGCUGUGGGACUAAAGGACAGGACUCAGUGUAAUAUAUUUGCUCUUUCUGUGACAGGGGAUGUGUGCUGCUGAUGUCUGGAGAAUAUUUGAACCUGCUCAGAGCUGGUGCUUAUGUCACAUUGGAGACAGUUCAUAGUUAACUUCAGAGAUUCAUGUCCGGGUUUAGCGCAGUUCUGGAUUUAACAGCGGUAGUUUCACUCAUGUACAGUCACUUUAUUUAUGUAGGCUAUCGCUGUGAUGAAAAUGUUGAUUGUAAAGACUGAAAGUUUUAAUAUUCUCAUGAGACUCAGCGCAGUAGUGGAGGAUGGUGCACUUGUAGUCCGUCUUCUGGGUGUUGUAGUCUUUACUGAACAGCUGUUGUUCCUGUGGCUGGUUAGGAGGAAUCAGAUCCACCAAAAGCAGCAAUAGCUCUUUACUCCUCCUCCUUGGUCCUUAGUGUUGCUCCAUUUCGGAUUGGGCCUAACUUUUAAAAGCCAAAGUCCUUACCUUGAAUGCUUGGAUGUACUCUUGAAAUGGUAGAUUAAAGCCAAUGUAUAUUCUUGUGUCAUACAUUUAUACCUAUUAUGUACAAUAACAUCGGGAAAGGGAAAUUGAACCUUGUUUAAUUGAAUUCAAUUCACUUCUCAUAGUGAAGAAAUAUUUAAGUAGCGACCCAGCUGGUUAUAAAUUGAAAUCAUAUUUUUAUGUGAGAUAGUCAGGUCCUACAAUAAACGUUAUCACAGAGCAUUCUUAUCAGGCAGUCUUGGGUAAUUUGGCCUGAACCUGCUUCACUGCCGCCUCACCUCUGAAUCGAUAACCUACACCCCUGCCUUUGAAAUCUUCCUUGAUAGUUUUACAUAAAAAUCUUGGGGACAAGCUGCCUCCGAUAAGUGUGCCUUCACAUUCUCCUUAUGUCUCAGAGUCCAGCUAGUCUCGCAGUAACACAGAGCAGUGCACUUGCAUACUACCACUGAUUGAGCUGAACAGGACUCGAUUAUUCUGCCUACAGUCCUGCAGAGUUUGCUUGUAAUAAAGAUAGGACAUUACUGCAGUAUGUGCGUGAGAUGAGACAUUGUUUUAUUUGACCUCAGGGCUUUUUUCUAAUGUUUUUGCCUAGUGUCAAAGAUCUGUUUCUGAGUUUGCCUCUGGUAAAUUAUCAUUUAAGAAAACUAUAUCAAUUUUAUUUUUACGGAAUUGUAACCUAUAUUUAUGUCUUUUGUAAACAUAUACAGUUAUGGAAUUUGUGAACCACGGUACGAUGCUUAAUACAACAUUUCAUCAACACAAAUAAGUAAUUGUUAUACUACAGUAAUGGGAACUAUUUUUGGAGAGCUUUGAAUGGUUCUGAGGAAACUUUCACCCUCUGGCCUUGAAUGUUUUGGGGUGAUGGUGUCCGUGCGGUUAAGUGCAGACAGUGAUGUGGACCCCGCAGCCCUCUUACCAAAGGCCCAGGUUCACUUGAGACUUUUUACACAGCCACAACAGCAUGGACCUAACAGCAGCCACAGACACAAGACAACUGUGGGGAAACAUGGAGAAGAAAAUGCAGGGUUGUGUUUGUGAAGAACUUGCUACUUUGUUUUACAAGAGAGUAUGCAAUGUGAGUCAAUGGUGUUUUUAAUGUUACUUUCUGUGUUCUUGCAAUUGAGUUAUGGCCUUUUACAUGCUGUCAGUUCAGCGGUUCCAUUAAAACAAAGGUAUUACUAUAA
Periophthalmus magnuspinnatus is the source of this 5106-nucleotide messenger RNA. It is a transcript of the gene ptpn9b, whose product is annotated as protein tyrosine phosphatase non-receptor type 9b. The coding region runs from base 69 to 2375 and encodes 768 amino acids. NCBI's taxonomy places the organism in Eukaryota, Metazoa, Chordata, Actinopteri, Gobiiformes, Gobiidae. The record is from RefSeq and is a predicted model, not a curated record. Gene Ontology annotation, molecular function: protein tyrosine phosphatase activity. The transcript has 13 exons. Gene Ontology annotation, biological process: protein dephosphorylation.